AUGACCGAUUCAGACGAGGAAAAUGAUAUUUUCGAAAUCAACGAUUUCACAGUUGUCACACCUUUAGAGGAAUGUUCGGCAGCUGUUGAACACUUUAUUCAAAAAUGGGGGCUUUAUGAUCGCCGUCCGCUUUGCUCCCCACAAAAUUGGACUUUGCAAGUCAAAGAAUCUUGCACAAUCAGUUUUGGCGAGAAUAAAUUGAAGAUUCAGUAUAUUCAACCAGUUUCGGUUAGUUUUGGUUUUGCAAAUUUUGAAAAAUAAAAAAAAACAAAAACGGUUUCAGCCAAUAAUUGAAACAAAAUUCGAUAGUGAUGGAAAUGAUAUUGUUGUCGUUGAAGAGCAUCAAAAUGUUCCAUUUGCUCUUGUCGAAGAUUUGAAGAAUAUCAAACUUGGAUUUGAUCCAAAUGAUGGAAUUGUUCUUCAAUUCGGUGUUCGCGAAUAUCUCUACGUGACACCAGCUGACGGAAUCGCUAAUCAAAUCACAACUGAGGCUGAAUGUGAUACAAUUCUUGGAGCAAUCAAACUUGCUCUUCAUGCAAGUCGCUGCGAAAUCCCAGUAAUCGUGCUCGCUAAAGAUGGCGAACAACAAAUCAAACAUGGCUACGGAACCGAUGGAAUAUCGUCGUAUAAUUUCUCAACAGUUUCAUUGAGAACUAUUAGUCAACAACAUUCGCAUCUCAAUGGGUUGAUGGCAAUGUUCAAGGAACAUAUCAAUGUGAAAUCGAUGCCAGAUGAUGAUGAGAUUCGAAUCACUACAAGAUUCCAUAAUUUUGCCGAGAUUAGAACGGAUUCAUUUUUCCGAACUUUGAACGCCAGAAAAUUAACUAUGGUUCCAUUUGGAAGUUAUCACUAUCUUCCAAUGUAAGCUUUUUUUAAUUAUCAAAAAAAUUUCUAAUAAUUUUUCUUGCAGUAAUGUUAUCAGCGUUGUCGCCACAUGGAAAGAUUUCCGCGAAGAUGUUAUGACUGAGAACGAGAGUCAUUCAGACUUUGACAUAAAUCACGCAACAUUUUGGACCAUCUCACUGGAACAAUUGGAUGAUUCGGACAAAAAUUUGAUCUUGACAUCAGCUUUGAAAGCAUAUUUGCGCACCAACGAAGGAAGAUUGAGUGACAAAACAUCGAAGGAGGCGUUGGGAACAUUCUACACACCACAAGGAACAACUGCAGCUUUCGAUAAAUUGACGGGAGGAAAUGCGAUGACUUUGAAGAUUGGUGGAACACCAAUCAGUGAGAUUAUUUCGGAGAUCAAUGGGCCAAUGUCGCCAGUGAGUUUGAAAAUUUGAAAACAUGUUUGUUUUUUUGAACAAUUUUCAAAAGUGCAACUGAUAAGACGUUGAAUGAACAAAUUUUGAGAGGGAUUUGAGAAAAUUCAAAAUAAUGUUCACGAGGAAAUUGUGUGACCAGUCCCCGGAGAUUUUCAAUGAAUAAAAGAUCCUGUUUUCAAUUUUUGCUGAGAAAUGAGCCGAAAGUUAAGGAUUUUUUGAAAACCGCGUUGGAUUUUUUGAAAACCACGUUUUUGAUAUCCCGUAACUCAUAUUAGAGAAGUUUUUAUCGAAAACAGAGUCCAGGGCGAUGUUCAGGAGGGUUGAUUCACCAAACUCAAAAGUUUUGACAACAUUUCCUGAACCACAAUAUUUUUUUCUGAAAAAGUAUGAACUUACUAACUAAAAAUUUGUAACUUUGGUAAACCGACCUUCCCGAACAACGUGAGCAUUCAGUUUUUUUUCUAGAAAUCAUCUUUAACAUGAGUUAUGGGCUCAAAGAUUUCCUCAACUUUAGGCUCUUCAGAGAGUAGCUCAGCAAAAACUGAGAACAAGAUCAUUGUGAAAAAUGUCUCAUUGAAAAUCUACUCUUCAAUCGUUUCAUUUUUUCAGAGAUUCGUGAAUUUGUGGAUUUCACUCAUGUUUGGAGAUAUUCGAGCUGAAGAUUUGCUAAACGAUGAAUUCAAACAAAUGUACUCGCUUCAAAAUCGUAGCACAAAGCACAUGAAUGAUAUUGUUUUUGUCAUUUUCGAAGAUUUACUUUACCCGGAUCACCCACAAAAUUCGCUCAACACCGCAUUAUUCAAAGCUGCUCGUCAACCAUCGCUUGGUUGGAAAUUGGCGAUUGCCAUGUUGAAUAUUCAAGUUUUCGAAAAUGCCAACGUUCGUAGCGAGCCACAACUUUGGCUCGAAUUUGUCAAGCGAUUGAGGGAGAAAUAUGAGAACAAUGAGGAUAUUGAGUGAGUUUUUGAACUCGAAUAUUUGGAAAAUAUUCUGAUCAAAAUCAUUUUUCAGCAUCUGCGAAACAUCUGGACAAAUUGAUUUGUCGCAAUGCUUCUUUGCACAGAAACUUCAAUUGCUCCAGGCUUGCGUCAUCGCAAGACGCAAGAGAUAUGCUCUUUUGGAGAAUGCAACAGAUGUUGCUCACGAUGAAUUUUUCGACGCUGAAGACGAUUUCAAUGAGAGUUUGAGAAAUUUGAAACUGGAAGAAGGUGGAGCACAAGGAAGAUUGAAGAAGUUGGGAAAUGCUAAAUUGUUCAAGAAUCCGAACGAGUCGAUUUAUGUUCCAAUUACUCAGGUUAGUAACAAUUCCUUCAAAUAUUGAUUUUUGAUUUGGAAAAAAAAAAUGAAAAUUUUAGGAUCGUAGUCCAAUGACUGAAGAUAUGUUGGAUGAGCAAACCGAUUAUUUGUGCAAUCUCAACGAGGAAGAUCGUAUUUUAGCACAACUCGAACCACUUCGCAGUGAUAUGAUGGGCUUCAAGGCCGCGAAUCCAGGAUGUACCAUCGAAGAUUUCCUCCGCUGGCACUCGCCAAAAGAUUUUGAUGAAUCGACCGGCGAAGUUUCGGAGAGAAUGAGAAUUCCUGACAAUACCUGGCUGAAAUGUUGGAACACAACCAAACCGGUGGCUGUCAUCAACCAGGCUCGCCUAUUCAACGACACAAAAUUGGCCGAAGAGGUUUUGGAACUUUUUGAGAAUGCAACUAUCGAACAAUUCCGCAAAUGGCUCAAACCGAUUGUUUUUGUUGUGGCGUUUCAACGUGUUGCAAGAGUUCUUCAUGAGAAUUCAGUCAGAUGUUUCGACUGGAUUCAGAAAUCGAAUGAUGCUAUGCGAAUGUUGGUUGUUGCUACAAACUCUGACAAUGAGUGAGUUUUGAUCGCAAAAGAAACAUCUGAAAAUCUUCCGGAACAGGCUUCCGAUUAAAAUACCUUACAAUAAAAUAUGUGUGUUUGCAGGGCUAAAUACGCCGAACUCUCAAACUGGAUCACCAAAUCCGAAAUUUGUUUGAGCGCUGCUCUCCACCUCGAAUCGCUCUUCAACUCAGUUUCAUCAUCACCAACCAUGUUGGGCCCACUUCCAGAAUCACAACCAAAACGCGAAUUCAUUCUCAAACUCGUACAAAAUUGGUAUGAUAAAUUGCACAGCCCGGAACCGGUCGACGAUUUGAAUAUCAAACCGCAAGAUCCAAUCGGACGUGCUGUCGCGAAUUUCUGUGAUUUUGAAAAUCAAGAGGAUAAGAAGAACCGAAUUCCAGAGAGGUUUGUAUAUUUUGUUUGAUUUGAAAUAAAAGUUUAAUUAUUUUUUUUUGCAGAAAGGAAUAUAUCUUGAACUGGAAUGUCAAGAGACCAUCCGAAUGCAAUUACAAACUCCCACAAAGAAUGUAUGCAUGCUUGGAAAACGAGUUCAAUCACAUUUGCUUUUCACUUGGCCACGACUGCAACUUUAACAAUACCAUAAUGGAUUAA
Molecule: messenger RNA, 3726 nt
Organism: Caenorhabditis angaria
Lineage: Eukaryota; Metazoa; Nematoda; Chromadorea; Rhabditida; Rhabditidae
Source: the annotation of a GenBank genome assembly